UAUAAGAGUAAGAAGAAGAAGAAGAAGAAGAAGAAGAAGAAAUCUCAUUCGAAGUUAUUGGAAACAUUGCAAUGGCGGAAUCAAUUCUAUACAAUAUUGCGGCAUCCCUUGUAACCAAAUUGGGCUCUCCUGCACUCGCUGAGUUUCAAUUGCUUUGGGGCCUCGAGGAUGAGCUUACCAAACUCAAACAUACCAUUGAAGCCAUGGAAGCUGCGCUUCUUGAUGCAGAGGAGCAACAGUUCAAGAGCCAUGAAAAGAAGAAUUGGAUUUCAAGGGUCAAGGCUGUUUUCUACAAUGCCGAUGACUUGAUUGACGAGUUUGCUUAUGAAACCUUGAGGUGGCAAGUUAUAGCCGAAAGUAGAAGAGGGGUGAAAGAGGUACGUGAAGUUUUGUCUAUGCCUCAUCAUAUUGCAUUUCGUUUUAAAAUGAGUCACAGAAUUAAAGAUAUUAGAGAAAAACUGAAUGCUAUUGAUGUUGAUAAAACACAAUUCCAUUGCUCGAAGAGUGUUAGAGAUACUCGAAUUGAUGAGCUGAGGGAGACUCGAGAGACUUACUCUAUUAUACAUGAUGAUGAAGUGGUUGGUAGGGAGGACGACAAAAAAGCAAUUAUGGAUCUUCUGUUAGAUACAAAUAUUGAAGCCAAGGAGAAUAUUGCAACGAUUGCCAUAGUUGGAAUGGGAGGAUUGGGAAAGACCGCACUUGCACAAUCUGUCUACAAUGAUGAAAACACAACAGAACAUUUUAUGAUGAAAUUAUGGGUGUGUAUUUCGGAACAGUUUGAUGUGAAUGUUAUUAUUCAAAAGAUUAUAGAGUCUGCAACAGGAAAGAAGCCUGAGAUCCUUCAAAUAGAGCUUUUACAAAGUGAACUUCGAAAGCAUAUUGAUGGGAAAAAGUACUUGCUCAUCAUGGAUGAUGUGUGGAAUGAAAAUUACGAGAAAUGGGUUAAGCUUAAAACAUUGUUAAAGGAUGGUGCAAAAGGUAGUAGAAUAUUGAUCACAACACGUCAUCAGCGAGUUGCAGAGACUUUUGAUACAAUUUUAUCUUAUGUUUUAGGGCAAUUGGACUAUCAAAGCGCUUGGCUAUUAUUUAAAAAAGUGGCUUUCAGAGGUGAGAAAUCAGAAAAAGAACUUGCAAAUUCAGAUCUAGUCAAAAUUGGAAAGGAGAUUGUGGCAAAGUUAAAAGGCCUUCCUCUUGCGAUAAGAAUCAUAGGAAGUCUUUUGUAUGCUANAUAUUUUUGGACUCACCCCUUUCCCCAUUUCUUUUUCAUGUGUUCAUUGGCAACCGAUCAAGGUGGAGGAGCGUUCGAGACUUGUGCGGUCUAG
Molecule: messenger RNA, 1322 nt
Organism: Cucurbita pepo subsp. pepo (vegetable marrow)
Lineage: Eukaryota; Viridiplantae; Streptophyta; Magnoliopsida; Cucurbitales; Cucurbitaceae
Source: RefSeq, a predicted model, not a curated record